Thamnophis elegans (Western terrestrial garter snake) is the source of this 1793-nucleotide messenger RNA. It is a transcript of the gene C17H1orf56, whose product is annotated as chromosome 17 C1orf56 homolog. The transcript is spliced from 2 exons. Gene Ontology annotation, biological process: regulation of cell population proliferation. The record is from RefSeq and is a predicted model, not a curated record. The coding region runs from base 416 to 1249 and encodes 277 amino acids. NCBI's taxonomy places the organism in Eukaryota, Metazoa, Chordata, Lepidosauria, Squamata, Natricidae.
CUGAAGCCCUCCACCCCAUGAGAGUCAGACCGGCUGGAUGGCCUCUUGGGACCCUCCCACUCGCUCCGCACUUCCUUCUGUCUUGCGCUUCUUUUUAAAAGGGGAUAGAAAAAGGGGGCGCGUCCCUAUCCUUCCCAUGGUGCACCGCCCCCAAAUGCCCAAGAUGCAGAGGGAAGCCCCCCCCCCUCGUCUCCCCAGGCGAGGGAGACCCUUUGGCACGUCCCAGGAGGUUGGGGGGUGGGCGAGGCUGCAGUAAUAACCAGGGGGAGGGGGCUAGGGGGUCUCCCGCAGCCCCCGGGGGUCGCGGAGACCCCAAAAGCGUCUCAAGGCGAGGGAGGGGCAGGGGUCUCCCCUCCCCAGCCGCCCCUGGCUUAGGAAGGACGCCCCCGGCCCGCCUCGCCCGCCUUUAGCCAGGAUGCCCAUGGAGCAAGCGGGCGAGGGAGAGGAGUGGGCGUGGGUGCGGGCGCCCCCUCCCCACGCGCGUUCCAGCCGCUCCUUUGUUCCGCGGGCCGGUUGCCUAGCGAGCCCCCGAGAGCCCGUCCCGGCCAGGACGGAGGGUCCCCGGACGCCCAUGGCCCCCGGGCGGCCGCUGGCGCUGCUGCUGCUGCUGAGCUGCUGGCUGUGGGCGGCCGAGCUGGCGGAGCCCCCCGACGACGAAGGGGCGCUGGUCUCGGCGCCCCCCGAGCUGCUGGCCAAGCUGCCCGCCGCUGCCAGGGCCACGGUGGCCGCCGGCUACCUCAACCCGUCGGAGGCGGCGGCGGUGGUCAGCAAGGAGAUGCCGCGGCUGCAGGCGACCCCCGUGGGGACCCCGCCGGCGGGCUCCACGCCCGGCGAGACGGUGCUGAUCGUGGGCGACACGCGCUACGCCUGGCAGGAGUGGAGCGCCUGGCAUUGCAACUGCCCCGCCGGCAGCAUGGCCCGCGUGCGCGACAUCACCUACGCCGCGCCCGCCGUGCGCCUGGAUCCCGCGCAGUACGACCUGCUGCGCUUCGAGCGCCUGGUCUGCAGCUACGCCAUCUGCGGCUGCGACCGCCGGCAGCGGCAGUGUGACCGGCUGGCCCCCGCCUGCGACCUGGGCCAGAUGCACUUCUGCGCCCUGCGCGACAUCCAGCGGGACCAGGAUGAGAAGCGGCGGCGCUUCUGGGCGAAGGUCAACGGCGGGCUGAAGGCGCUCUGGCGCAGCCUGAAGGCGGCCUUCCCCAGCGACCAGAAGAAGCUGAAAAAUAAGCACGCGAAGAGAAACUACUGACCACAGCUUCAAAAGAUGCCGGAGGGGAGCACCAGCCUGACAGCGGCCACAUCAAGCCGAUACCAUUCACGAGACCCCUUGCCCGAAUUCCCCCCCCCCGUCCAUCUCUUACAAAACGAAUGAGUUUAUUUUCAAGAAAUUGGAAGGACGCCUCUCUUUCUCCCCAAAACAAAAAAAGGAGUUUUAGCUUAUCAGGCAAAGAAUUUUCCAAAGAUUUUUUUUUCCCCUUGUGCUAUAUAAAGACUUAAUAAAAUGCUGAUUCCUGCAGCCGGAUUGCUUCCAUUGGAUCGAAGAGGCAUUUGAGACCGUUGGAACUACACUUCCCAUCCUCCUGGCCUGCAUGGAGGACCUAUUCUCAUCCAGUCCCUGAAGAUGCCUCGUUUUUUUGCUUCAAAGAAAUAAGCUGUUAUAUAUUCUAUGUAUUUCACCCUGAAGCCUUUUUCUCUUUUGUCUGGUGUUCAUCCCCCUCGCUUGCAAAUUUCAUUUAUUACAUUACAGCCAGUGAACAAGCAGCUCCUGUUCAGUCCUAAAUUUGCUGGUACUU